This is a messenger RNA of Penicillium antarcticum, 1044 nucleotides long. RefSeq lists its product as uncharacterized. The record is from RefSeq and is a predicted model, not a curated record. The transcript has 3 exons. NCBI's taxonomy places the organism in Eukaryota, Fungi, Ascomycota, Eurotiomycetes, Eurotiales, Aspergillaceae. The coding region runs from base 1 to 1044 and encodes 347 amino acids.
AUGCAAAUCAAGCAACUAUCUUUGGCCCGAGGCCAACCUGGAAUACUCCACCACUGCACGGACACCCUCGUCGCAUUCGAAUACACCCGCAGCCAAAUCCGCAAACCACAUACGCUAGUCUUCGUAGGCGGAUUAGGAGACAGCCUCGGCUCAGUCGACUAUCUUAAGGAAGUAGUCAACGCCCUCGAUCCAACAGAAUGGAGCAUCUUCAAUCUAGGCCUGCGGGGGUGGGGAAUGGGCCGACUAGGCCAAGACAUUGACGAGCUAUCCCAUUGCGUCUCCUACGUGCGCGGAUAUAAGGAGCCACAAUUUGGACCGGGCAAGGUGGUGAUCAUGGGUCACUCAACGGGUAGUCAGGACGUGAUGCACUACAUUAAUUGUCCGAACCCACGGCCCGCACACCCCGUCUUCGACCGCGAUUGGAAGCCCAUCUUGCGAGAGCAGGUUGAUGGUGCUAUUAUGCAAGCGCCUGUUUCGGAUCGUGAGGGCAUCUUGUGGGUUGUGAAGUGUGGCACUGAACGUGAUAGCCCGCUAAAGAUGCGGGAGAUUUAUGAUAAGGCUGUGGCGGAUGCGCGUCGGGCGACGUAUGAGGAUCAUGAUUUGGUUGAUACGAUUGUUCCGUUGGUUGUAACCUCGCGUAUUGGAUACCCGCCUUCCGCACCGGUUAGCAGUCGUCGGUUUUUGAGUCUGGUUAGUCCGGACAGUCCGGAGAAUCCAUCGGAGGAUGAUUUGUUUAGUUCCGAUUUGAGCGAUGAGCAGUUCCGGGGGACUUUUGGUAUGAUUGCGGAGCGGGCCUUGUUGAAGCAGAAGAUGCUCGUACUGUACUCUGGGCGAGAUCAGUCUGUCCCUCCGUGGGUGAAUAAGGAGGCUCUGCUGAAGAGGUGGCAGGCUGCUGCUGAUAGCAGUGGACGGCAGAUUUGGGACACAAGGAGUAUGGUUAUUCCUGGUGCAUCGCAUGCUUUGAGUGAUAGUGAUCAGGCAAGGCCGCGGCGGAUCCUGGUCGAGCAGGUGACAUCCUACCUGAAUGAUAUCCAGCGAGGGUAA